This is a messenger RNA of Trichomonas vaginalis G3, 1352 nucleotides long. Its product is annotated as keratin-associated protein family. The annotation marks the transcript as partial. The transcript has a single exon. The record is from RefSeq and is a predicted model, not a curated record. NCBI's taxonomy places the organism in Eukaryota, Parabasalia, Trichomonadida, Trichomonadidae.
AUGACAUCAGGAAAAACGAUUUUAACGAAAGAAUAUUUAAAAUCUCAUGUUAGUGAGUUCGUUGAAAUUGAAAAAGAAGGCGGAAUUAAGUUCGAUCCACUGGGUUUCAUUUUCGACUUAGAGAAUGCGGGUGUUAGUUUCGCUGAAUGGACAACGAUACAGAGUGAAAUAAAUGCAAUAUGGACGUUUUUGGGGUCAAAAGCGGGAAUGGGUGAGCUUGUAAAUGCUGCAAGAACAUUAGGUGAAACGGGAAAUUUUGUAGAUGGUUUUAAAAGACUUGUUUCAAAUGUUUUAACAAACACAAAGAAAUUAUUUAGAUAUACCAUACAUAACGGCCAGAUUUUCGAACAGGUAGCAACAAACCCUCCGGUUAUGGCUGCGUUGAUGAUGGUUAGAGACAUAAAGCCGCGUAGCGGCGAGGGCGAAGCCCAUGAAGAAGAGGAGAAACCAGAGGAUACGGGUCAGGUUAUUCGAGACAUUAAAAACGUGUAUCCUGAAGUUAUUGAUUUAUUUAGAGGUGUUAAUGAUUCGAUUUCAAAUCAUUCUAUAACCCUUGAUGAAGAGAAUAAAUUAACAGAUUAUAUAUUCGUCAUUAUUGCAGAACUAAUGAAGAGAAUAAAUGAAAAAGGUAUAGCUGAUAUCAUUAAUGUAAGUGAUGUAAUGAUGAAAAGAAAUUUUGACUCAUUAUUUACAGAACCGAAAACAGAAUAUUGUCUUUAUGACGUAAUUACUGAAUUAAUGAAAAAGAUUAAUGAUAAUAAGAGUUCUGGCGGAAGAGUUGAAUUAGAGGUGAAUGAUGUUAAUGAGAAAUUAGAUAAUAAAGCAGAUAAAAACCAUGUUCAUUAUAUAAGUUCAGAUGAACAGAUUAUAACGGAUUAUCAUGGAUAUUUAACACAGGAUGAAGAAGUGAAGACGGAAGAUGUUAAUGAAAGAAGAUAUAAAUUCAUUCGUGCUAAAGGUUAUGACAUACGCUGUACUGUACAGUAUGACACAGGUAAAGCACCAGAAGCAUUUGGUUAUAACAAUGAAAUUUAUGCUUCAUACUUCUUUGUUAACGGUGUAUUAGUUGAACCAAGAUUUACAUUGAGAAUAAGUAGAAAAAUAACCGUUGAAGAUGCUAUUAAAAGUAAAGCUGACAAAGAUGAACUUGACGCAACGAACAAAGUUUUGAAAUCUCAUAAACACAAUAUCUCCGAUAUAAAUGAACUUCAAGCUACAUUAAAUAGUAAAGCUGACAAGAACCAUACACAUGAAUCCUUCACUACUGUUAGAGCAGACGACAUAAUAUUGAACUAUACCCUUGGUUCAAGUGCACCUUUAGAGAAUCCAAGUACAAGCGUAAAAAAUACACU